Limulus polyphemus (Atlantic horseshoe crab) is the source of this 1818-nucleotide messenger RNA. RefSeq names its product beta,beta-carotene 9',10'-oxygenase-like. Gene Ontology annotation, biological process: retinal metabolic process; carotene catabolic process. The record is from RefSeq and is a predicted model, not a curated record. Gene Ontology annotation, molecular function: carotenoid dioxygenase activity; beta-carotene 15,15'-dioxygenase activity. Bases 26 to 1648 code for a protein of 540 amino acids. NCBI's taxonomy places the organism in Eukaryota, Metazoa, Arthropoda, Merostomata, Xiphosura, Limulidae. The transcript is spliced from 10 exons.
AACAUCGUGAGUUACGACUUUAGGCAUGGCAGAAGAACCGACGAAACAAGGAAUAAUCGCAGAUAAAGUCUCAAAUUUAAUUCCAUUUUUAAGAUCGUGCAGGAAAGAAUGCUCUGAACCUAUCGAAGGAAUUGUCACUGGUGAAAUCCCUAGGUGGCUACGGGGAAGUUUGCUCAGGAAUGGUGGAGGUUUGAUGGAAAUUGGUCCUGAUAAAUACAAUCACGUGUUUGAUAGCCUGGCGCUGUUACAUAAGUUUCGCAUCCAAGAUGGUCACGUGAUGUACUCAAAUCGUUUCUUGCAGAGUGAAGCAUACAAACGCAACAUGAAAGCAAACCGUAUCGUAGUGACAGAAUUUGGCACCAGAGGCCAUCCUGAUCCAUGCAAAACUCUCUUUCAAAGGUUUAUGUCCGUGUUUACCAUGGAUGAAUUUUCUGACAAUGACGUUGUGAGCAUUUUUCAACUGGGAGACCAAUUCUAUGCAUGUUCAGAGACGAAUUUCAUUCACAGAGUAGAUCCCGAAACUUUGGAAACUACAGGCAGGGUAGAUUUGAGCAAGUACCUUGCUGUCAACACAGCCACGGCUCAUCCUCAUGUUGAUACUGAUGGGACACAAUACAACAUGGGGAACGGGUUCAAACUAAGUGGACCAACGUACAACGUUUUGAAAAUUCCUCCUCCAUCAGAUGAGGGCAACAAUCCUUUUAGUAAAGCGUCAAUAAUGUGUUCAAUUCCUGCAAGUUACCGCUUUUACCCAAGUUACUACCACAGUUUUGGUAUAACAGAUAAUUAUAUUGUGUUUGUUGAGCAGCCAUUAUUGUUGUCGUUAUGGAAAAUGUUAUGGCUUCACGUUCGAGGGAAUGCCUAUAUAGACGCCAUAGAAUGGCACCCAGAACUAAAGGCUUACUUUCACGUCAUCGAUAGAUAUACAGGGCGACCUUUGCCAGUAAAUUACUCAGCAUUAUCGUUUAUGGUGUUUCAUCAUAUCAACGCAUAUGAGGAGUCUGGUCACCUGGUGGUAGACAUGUGUUGUUAUAAUGAUGCUAACGUUAUCAAAGCGCUGUGUGUAUCCCAAUUUGAGAAAAUGAAAAAUAAUCCACAACAUUUCGCUGAUAUGGUUUAUAGUCAGCCCCGAAGAUACGUGCUGCCUCUGAACAUACCACAGGACAAAAUCGAGUCUGAAAAUCUAAUGAAACUUCCAGGGUGUAAAGCUACUGCCUUUGUUCAACCAGACCAAUCAGUUUUAUGUCAUUAUGAAGCACUAACAGAAUCAGGUUCUGGUUCUACCGAAAUGCCAAGAAUUAAUUAUGAAAAAUACAAUGGUCGAAAAUAUCGAUUUUUCUACGCCUUAGGAAACAGAGAAUCCGAUUUAACAACAUAUAUUAUUAAAGUUGACACGGAAACAAAAACGAACAAGAUUUGGAGCGAAAACAAACGAAUACCCUCAGAACCAGUGUUUGUCGCCAGUCCGUAUGCUGUUGACGAAGACGAUGGUGUCGUUUUAUCCUCUCUACUUCACGAAGAGAACGAAAAUAGAAUAGGGAUAUUGAUUUUGGAUGGCAAGUCAAUGAAAGAACUCGGACGUUCAGAGUUUAAAACCGAGUCUUCUGUACCUGGAAGCUUUCAUGGUAUUUUUACAGAUGUGUGUUAAAGACACGAAAUAUCUUCAGGAGAUUAAGAAGCCUGUUUAACUCUAUCAUGAAACGAUGCAAGUCUGCCCAGAAGUGCUGCCAUUCAACAGUAGUUCACGUUGCAUAAUUACUGUUUCACCAAUUUUUGAUGAUUGACAUAUAUAUGUAUGAAUAUACUAAUUACUCUUUA